AUGUCCAACAUGAUCCCUGUAUUGCUGACAGGGCUCUGCUUCCUUUUUCUCAGGCCCACUUGUUGUAGUGGUAGCAGGAUUCUGGUUGUGCCAGUUGAUGGGAGCCACUGGAUCAACAUGGAGGUGAUCCUCAGAGAGUUGCACUCCAGAGGCCACAACAUCACUGUGCUACGCUCUGCCGAAAGCUGGUACAUACCGAGUAACUCUACGAUUUACACUUCUAUAAAUGUGCGCAUUCUGGAGGACGAGUCGGAUAAGAGUUUGUACAACAAAAUGAUACAAGAUGUUAUAGAAUGCCGCAGAUUGCCGACUUUCAUACGCGCCUUCUGCCAUCAGAACAUGAUGACAUCGAUGAUGGCAAAGGCUCAUGUAAUCCUUGCUAGAUCAGCUGCUAUCAUGUUAGAUGACCCUGUUUUUAUGAAGACGCUUCAAGAUGGCAAGUUUGACUUAAUGUUAACAGACCCCGCGCUGACUUUAGGGGUUAUUCUGGGUCGUUACCUCAAGCUACCGAUGGUUUUUAAUGUGCGCUGGAUUAAUACUGGGGAGGGCCAUCUCACCAUAGCUCCCUCUCCUCCGUCGUAUAUCCCCGUAUCAGGAAGUGAACUUCCUGAUCAGAUGGAUUUUCUGGAAAGGACCAAGAAUAUGUUACAUCAUAUCCAGAGUGUUGUUGAUCAACACUUUAUCGUUAACCCUGCUUACUCAGAUCUGCUCCAGCGGCACUUCCCUCCUGGUACUGACUUGCUGUCUUUGGAGUAUGCAGCUGAUAUCUGGCUGGUGAGGACAGAUUUUGUCUUUGAAUUCCCUCGGCCCACCAUGCCCAACGUGGUCUACAUAGGGGGGUUCCAGUGCAAAAAGGCCCGCCCCCUCCCUGUUGAGCUGGAGGCCUUCAUGCAGAGCUCUGGGGAGCAUGGGGUGGUGGUCAUGUCUCUGGGGACGCUGGUGUCAGCCCUGCCUCAUGACAUCACAGAGGCCAUCGCUGCUGCUUUUGCUCAGAUCCCUCAGAAGGUGAUAUGGAGGUUUAUGGGUGAGAAGCCUUCAUCCCUGGGAAACAACACCCUGCUGGUGGACUGGCUGCCUCAGAACGACCUCCUGGGACACCCCAAGACUCGUGUUUUCGUAGCCCAUGGAGGCACCAAUGGCAUGUAUGAGGCCAUUUACCACGGUGUUCCCAUUCUGGGCCUGCCCCUCCUCUUUGACCAGUUUGACAACCUAGUCCGGCUGGUGGUGCGCGGGGCAGCUCGAGUGAUAGAGGCCCAAUCACUCACCAAAGAAGACUUUCUGGAGGCCCUAAAGGAUCUCCUGGAGACUCCCACAUACCGUAAGAACAUACAACGUCUCUCACAGCUACACCGUGACCGGCUGAUGUCCCCUUUAGACACUGCAAUCUUUUGGAUUGAAUAUGUGAUCAGGAACAAAGGUGCAGCCCAUCUGCAGUCAGCAGGUUUCAGGCUGCCUUGGUACUCCUACUUCUGCCUGGAUGUGGCUGUUUUCAUUAUGGCCCUCAUUGGAGCAUUUGUAUGGGCUUCAGUCUUAGUCUGUAGGUUUCUCUGCUGCAGAAGGUCAAAGAGAAAGAUGAAAGCGCAGUAA
Molecule: messenger RNA, 1587 nt
Organism: Micropterus dolomieu (smallmouth bass)
Lineage: Eukaryota; Metazoa; Chordata; Actinopteri; Centrarchiformes; Centrarchidae
Gene: ugt5g1
Product: UDP glucuronosyltransferase 5 family, polypeptide G1
Exons: 1
Coding region: 1-1587 (528 amino acids)
Molecular function (GO): UDP-glycosyltransferase activity
Source: RefSeq, a predicted model, not a curated record